AUGCCUCCCAAGAAGGCCGCAACACCAAAAGGUCCAUCGAAACGGGAGCUAGCUAAAGGGAAACAUGACGCGCUUCUGAUUUUACUCGAUUGUGGCAGAAACAUGGCAGAAGCUUUCCCAGAGACAGAGUCUGGCAAAAGCAGAACUGCGUUCGAGAUGGCCAAAGAAACGUUGGACUGGGUUAUAUCACGAAAGGUGGAAGGCGAAUUGUCCCUCAUUCCACAGAACAACUUUGUUUCCAGAUAUUCUCCGAAUCACCAGAUCGGAUAGGGAUAGUUCUGUUUGGAAGAGAUUCAGCCGAUUCUGAAGGCAAUGUAUACGUCCAUAACGAAAUCCUGGAGAAGGCGACUUUUGAUAAUUUGAAAUUUUUGCAAAAUGAAGUGACUGUCAGCACGGAGGCCAGAGGAGAUGGUUAGUUUGUUUAGAAAAUAUAGCUGCUUGAGUUAUUGAUCUACUCGCCACAACAAUGAAACCCGGCGAUGAAUUUCUUCUUCUUUACCGCUGUUUCCUAGGCUGAUCAAACAUUUAAAAACGGCUUUCUAGCAAGAAAAGAAUUUGAAUUUGGUCUUAUAAUCUUUAUUCGAUCAUGUUUAUAGUUGGUCAUGGAAUCACUUCGGCUCUGAAUGUUUUGCGAGAGCACAUAAUCUGCCACGAGCAAUUUGUGGAUGCUCGGAAUCUUCUAAUCGUCACAAACGGCCAUUCCGACAAAGAGCAACUCGAAAUUUAUGUUUCUGAAUUCGGCAGUUCGAUUAACGAUUUAGGCAUCAAUUUAGCGAUUGUGUGAGUUUUUAUGAUAUUUAAACGGCCUAUUCCGAUUUUCCAGGGGCAUUUCCGGUUCAAAUAAAGAUGGAGAAGAAGAUUGUCUUCUUGAAUUGGUCAAAGACACCGGCGGCUCCACAUUCUCUUUCGAGUUGGUGUUUUUCAAACUUUUGAAAGGGUUGAAUAGUGUUUUAGAAACCUUACCAAGGCUCUUUCUCACUUUGUACCUAAGCAAGCUGAUACAAGAUUAAACAAUAAACAGUGGGAGGUUCGAGAAAGUGUUGGAAAGCUUCCUCAUUUUUUUUUUAGAUUGCUCCCGGAAUCCGGCUACCACUGGCAAUGUCCGUGAAGUCUUUCCAAGCCAAAACCAAAUUGAAAUCUCAGCUUGUCAGUUCGUCUGGGCAGAAGGUAGAGUAGUUUUCAGGUUUUUUCUAAAAUAUCUAAUCUCAGGUUGCUCGGAUGGUCGAGACGACAGUUUUGGGCGACAACGAACCCGAGACAGAAGAUUUGGCAAUGGUUUAUUUUUUAUAAUUUUUGUAUCUGAGGCUGCGUUGCUAGUGAUGAAAUGAAAAUUGCUAAUUUUCAAAACUUCUGUCGAGUUGCGAAAAGAAAUAAUGUAAAGUAUUGAAAAAAAAAUUUUUUUAAGGUAUAUGCCUUGAAGUUAUUGGUACUUCUUGCUGAGAACUUUUUAAAAACAUUUUCUUCUUUUUCAUAAUUUUCUCAAAUGUUUUAGAACCGUAAUUUCAACUUUGAAACUGUUUCAGAGCGUUCCUCUGGACAGCCAAUCUGGAAGAAAUACUCAAACUUUCGCAUCUCCAAAACGUCGCGGAGGCGACGAAUUCAUAGACGACGAUGAUGAUUUCUUCGAGAAAAAGCCCAAAAUCGACGCUUUCGCCAAGGAUGAACUAUGCACCGGUUAUCAAAUCCAGUUGUAUACUUGAAAGUAGAAAAUUCCAGGCUACUUUUUCGGCCAGAGCUUGCUUUUCUUCGACGAAGAGGAGGAAGCCGCCUACAAUCAUCACAAUUUAAACGAAGGCGAGAAAGGCGGCUGCAUGAAGCUGAUCCAGUUCACGAAACGACAAAAUGUUUGUGAAAAAGAUAUUCUUGAAGAAAAUCUGGAUUUUCUUGAAGAUUUUGCCCGGAUACUUUAUCGGGAAGCAAUCGUACACGGUAAUGCCUGGCGUCAACAAGCAGACUUCUAACUCACCGGUACUUUUUUAUGGGUUUUCGGCAUUAUAGAUUUUAGAGAUCUUUGAAAAGAAAAAAAUUAAAUCGAUCGGUUUUUAAGGAGUUGAAGAUUUGAACAAGGAUGAGUGGGAAUGAACAAUUUUCCCAUAAUUCCAGAACCUCUCUCGCUCCACGUUGGCCUUGAUCAAGGCGAUGUUGGAGAACGAAGCCGUGGCGAUCUGUCGCUACGCCUACGACGCCAGCAAACAUCUCCAGCUGCUCGCCUUGAUCCCUCACGUCGACGAAGAGUCCGGAAUUCCGGUGACAUCUUUUUGAUCGAAAUGUUUGAGAAUGUUCACUCUUGACAGUUUCUUCGAGCUCUUCGGCUUCCGUUUGCCGAUGACAUGCGAAAUCUCAAAUUCCCCCGACUUGAUGCAAAUCUAAACUUAGAAGAAGAAGAAGAAACUGGAAAAAAAGAUAAGAACUCCCAGUUUCUGGACUAUGAUACGAAGCCUACGGGUACAGUUCUUCUGUAUUGUAAAUCGAAGUUUCAAUUUUUAGCUAGUCAGUUGACGUCAGUAGAUGGUCUCAUUGAUCUCAUGGCUUUAAGUGGGGAAUCUGGGUGAGAGAAUUGCAAAAAUAUCUUUAGGUGCCUUUUUUUAGAACCGAUUUCGCCUCCGGAACGGUUCUCGACCCUCAUUUGCAGCUUCAAUGUCUUUAUGUGAAAAAUCAUGUUCUCAAUGGCGACCGUAAUUUAUUUUUUUCUUUUCAAGUAUUGAUUUGAACCGUUAAGAAGAUGAUUUCUCGAACGAUCAAAGCGUUGCGGCUUCGGCAGUUCUCAAAAAGAGUCUGGCUCCGAAAAUGGAUGUCGUUGAGAAAUCUGGGUAAAAUACUUCAAGAUUUCCCUGAAAAUAAAUUUUCAAAUUUCAGAAAGUUUUUCAACAAGUUCGCCACGGAAUUCAACCUGCAAAAGGUGGAAAAAGUGACGAGGCAAAAGGUCGAAAUGGCGCCAAUCGACAUAAAAGCCAAGAUCGAAGAGGCUCGCAACAUUCUCAAGGUAUUCUUGGUGAAUCAAAAAAUUAAUUUAUUGGUCCUUUUUUUGUGUUGGGCAUCUGUGAUUCGAAAACUUCUAUACUGAGAUUUGGAAUAUUAGUUUUUAAGAAUAUUCUUUUUGAACUAUAUUUUGAAGCUCUGAAGUUCUAAUUUUGGAUUUAAAAAGAAGUUCAGGUGUUAGUUUUAUUUCAAAUUGGAAGGCUGAAGUUUUCAGAAUAUUAAUCUGAUACAUCACAGGGUUUAGGUUGAGAUACGAAAAUAUUAUAGAGUUCUUAGUAGAAUAUAAAGCUUGAGAAAAUUGAAAAGUCAAAGAAUGAAAGAAAAAGAAAUUUACAAAUGUGCUGUCGUUUCGGGUCUUGAAAGUUUACACUAGUCGUUUAAAAGAAACUGGAUUGAAUUAAGAAAUUUCGAUGGAAUAAAAGAAUUUUUCAGCUCUCCGUAGAAAGUAAUUUCAGACGACUGCUGUCUCGGAUUCGAGCUCCGGCAAGCUGAAAAAGCCGAAGGAGACGCCGGAAGAGAAACUGGAACGAGAGUUCGGAGAAAAUCCGGAGGAAGCGGCGAUGAACGCCUGCGAGGAACACGUCAGAGCCAUCACGGCCCUCUGUAUGAUCCCCGCCAACACGAUCUACGCCUCCCGAAUCUUCGAGGUUUUGACUGACACACUGAAAAAAAACGGCUGAUCGACUUUUGUUGUAAUAAUCAGAGCUGCGCGCAGGCCAGCCCCAGGAGCCAUAUCCAGUUUCAAUUUUUGACUUUUCGCUUUUGAUUUUAAUGUUAUUUGGUAAUAUUUUGGAGUGAUAAGAAGUUUUUGAAAACUCGGUCAACGAUUCAAACCUUCGAGAAACAUUUUGACACAGUAAAGUGCCAAAAGCGACAAAUUUGGAAGGAUAACGCUUCGCAAGCCGCGCCGCUUCAGAAUCGUAUAUAAAAGAACGGCCUGCGCUCAGCUCUGGUAAUAAUACAGUCCCAAGAGUUGCUUGAAGCAAAAAUUUUGAUUGAGGGAAUCGGAGUUACUUCAAAAGUUCUUUCCAUUUUCUAGAUGCCGGCCGACGGUCUGAUGGUCUUGCGACAGUUUUGCGUCCGCUACAACGUUUGGAGACCAUUUAAUGGCGCUCUUCGAACCAUCCGGUCUAGCCCAAAAUGCACUAAUUUCGUUGAUUAUAUGGGUGACGGUGAGUUUCGAUUAUUCUAGUUCAUUCAAAACUGCUUUUUAGUUACUUUAAAGACGAAAAAGUCGAAUUUGACCUGAUUGAAUACUAAAAAAAAAAGAUUUUUUUAAGAACCUCCAAGAAUCUUGCCUAUGGUGGCCUAUUAGUCGUCGUUAAAAAAAGUUUUUUCACAUUUUUUUAAAACUCUUUUUUAAAAAAAUAUAAAUCAUGGCAGCACUUAUUUAUUUAUUUAUUCAAUAACUUCUAACCAUUUCGAAUAGGUUUUCUCCGAUUAGGUUCAAUUCAGUGACUUCAAAAUUCCUUUUUUUUUUAAUUCCAUCCCUUUUUAGGUUGUGCCGAUUUGCUUUUCAUUCAGUAAAACCCGAAAGAAUUUUUUGAGUGUUUCGAUUGAACUACCUAAAAUUCGUUUCGAAAAAUGCGGUUUUUCAGGGAAACAGUUUUCGUUGAUCACGAACGAAGAGUGCUCUUCGAGUGACGUCACCGCAGAUGAAGCCGUCGAGUUCUGGGAAGAAAACGAAGACGACGUCCGUGAGGAUAGUGAGAUUCCCGAGAGUUUGGUUCGUUUGAAACUUCCACUUCUCAUAAAUAUCCUGUUUUCAGCUCGACUAUUAG
Messenger RNA from Caenorhabditis auriculariae, 4760 nucleotides. Lineage: Eukaryota; Metazoa; Nematoda; Chromadorea; Rhabditida; Rhabditidae. The record is from the annotation of a GenBank genome assembly.